CAGGUUUGUAAUAUGAUUCUAGCUAAACCACUUCAAAUUAAGCAAAGGAUGGAUCUAUUUUCUAUGCUCGUAUUGCUACAGAAAUGGGUUGGAGAACAAUCAAAAUGUUAUUCAAACAUUCAUUUAUUUCUUAUCUCAGUUCCUGUGCUUUUAAUCUCGUUUCUCUUCCUGUUUAAGAUCCAUAGAGUUUGGUCACCAACAAAACAGUCCCAUGUUCAUAAUCUACUACCCUCUCCACCAAGGUUUCCGAUUAUUGGGAACCUUCAUCAGCUAGGUACUGUAGCUCAUAGAUCCAUCCGAGAUCUUUCUCAAAGGUACGGCCCCUUAAUGUUCUUGUACUUGGGUCAAUCACCAACUCUCGUAGUCUCAUCUGUAGAAAUGGCUAAAGAGAUAAUGAAAAGCCAAGAUCUUAUUUUCGCAAACAGGACUCCUACUGCCGCCAGUAAGGCACUUCUUUAUGGAAGUAGUGAUAUUGUAUUUUCAUCUUAUGGUGACUAUUGGAGGCAAGUGAAGAAGAUUUGUGUUUUGGAGCUAUUGAGUCCGAAAAGGAUUCAAUCGUUUAAGCAUGUGAGAGUAGAAGAAGUCGAUGUUGUGAUAAAUAAGAUAGCUAGUUCAUGUUUGUCAAGGAAAACCGGUGCACAAGUAGCCAUAAAUCUUACUGAUAUACUGCAAACUCUGACAAACAAUGUACUUACAAGGUGUACUCUUGGUGUUAGGUUUGAAAGUGCUCAUGGAAACAGAUUCCCUAAAAUGUCAAGUGAUUAUGUGGCUAUGUUUUCCGCUUUUAGUUUUGGUGAUUUCUUUCCAUCUCUUGGUUGGAUGGAUGUUGUUACUGGACUACAUAGUAGGUUUAAGAAGGUGAUUCAAGAACUAGAUAUCUUUUUAGAUCAAGCCAUCGAUGAGCAUUUACUUCGUCAUUCCGAAUUACAAGACGAUCAAGGUCAAGUUCAAGAUAGUGACAAAUUAGACUUGAUGGAUAUUCUUAUCCUUUCUCAGCAAGAUUAUAAAACUAAUCUCUCUCGGAAUAAUAUCAAAGCAAUACUCCUGGAUAUGUUUCUUGGUGGAAGUGAUACAUCGGCAAGAACAAUGGAAUGGGCAAUGGCGGAUCUUAUAAAGAAUCCGGAAGUGAUGAGGAAAGCACAAGAUGAGGUGAGGAGAGUUGUGGGAAAGAAACCUAAGGUAGAAGAAGAUGACAUUAAUCAAAUGAACUAUUUGAAAUGUAUUGUGAAGGAAACAUUAAGACUACAUAUACCUUUACCUUUCUUAACUCCUAGAGAAACAGCUAAGAGUACCCAGUUAGCAGGUUAUGAUAUCCCUGCAAAAACAAAAGUUUUUAUCAAUAUGUGGGCAAUCCACAGAGAUUCUAACGUAUGGGACGAUGCAGAAGAAUUUCGCCCGGAGAGAUUCAUAAACAGCCAGAUUGAUUUUAAUGGUCAAGAUUUUGAGUACCUUCCAUUUGGAUCAGGAAGAAGACGGUGCCCCGGUAUAUCUUUUGGCAUUAGUAUUGUCGAGUAUACUCUUGCCAGUCUCUUGUACUGCUUCAAUUGGGAGCUUCCAGACGGUGAAAAAGCAGACGAACUUGACAUGACUGAGACUUUUGGUCUUACUGCUAGUAAGAAAACUCCUCUUCACGUUGUUCCGACGAUGUACGCAUCAUCUCAGCUCUUUGAAGAAGCAGAUGGCCGUCGUAACAGUGCUCCUAAUCCUAACUAAACCCCAGUCAACAGUGCGCAUUCAGCUCAUCAUCAUCUCAGCUCCUUUUUUUUUUGAAAUAUAUUUCUUUGUGUGCAUAAUAUAUGUAAAUAUACUAUCGGAAUAGAAGGGAGAAGGUAUCUGUAAUUAAGGAAAAGUUGUGUUCACCCAAAUUAAAGGCAGCGCAUGGAGGAUGUAUA
Papaver somniferum (opium poppy) is the source of this 1892-nucleotide messenger RNA. Its product is annotated as cytochrome P450 71A1-like. NCBI's taxonomy places the organism in Eukaryota, Viridiplantae, Streptophyta, Magnoliopsida, Ranunculales, Papaveraceae. The coding region runs from base 13 to 1713 and encodes 566 amino acids. The record is from RefSeq and is a predicted model, not a curated record. Gene Ontology annotation, molecular function: heme binding; oxidoreductase activity, acting on paired donors, with incorporation or reduction of molecular oxygen; iron ion binding. The transcript is spliced from 2 exons.